CCUUGUGAGAGCAUGCAGGGCAGGAGCGUUGCUCUGCUGUUCAGCCUCACACUUCCUGAUGCAAGCGCUGCCCAAAUAUGUAGAGGUACAAAUAGAGGAAAACAUGUAACACUCUGGACUUCUGACACAUCAGGCCAGGACAUACUAUUAUACUUCAAAGAUUAUUUGCAAAUUGCUGGUGUAAAGCAUGUCCAUGUGGCAAUAUCUAACAACCCUCCUGCUGAUAACUGUGCAAACAUGGGAAGCAUUUCCAGCUCAGAGGUGUCAGGAAUUUACAGAUCUGGACCUCAGCCAUGCAAUCAUUGGCACCAGCCUCAAAGUGAGGUUGUUGCUGUACACCAGGGAAAAUAGCACGUGUGGUAUGCUCAUGUCCCACACCAACCUGACUGCACAUCCCCAGUUCAACUUGUCCAGACCCACCACCUUCGUCAUUCAUGGGUACCGGCCCACUGGAUCUCCCCCAGUGUGGCUGAAGCGGAUAACGGAGUUACUGCUGGCCAGAAAAGAUACUAAUGUCAUAGUAGUGGACUGGAACCACGGAGCUGCUAAUCUGAAUUACAUUAAGGCAGUGGAAAACACACGCAAGGCAGCAGACAACAUCACAGCUUUCAUUAAAAAGAUGCAGGAUGAAGGUGCCUCUCUGAGCUCCAUCCACAUGGUAGGACUCAGUCUCGGAGCUCAUAUGUCAGGAUUUGUAGGUGCCAGCUUUAACGGGACAAUUGGAAGAAUUACAGGUCUGGAUCCCGCUGGGCCUCUGUUCACUGGUCAUCCUCCAGAGGAGCGACUGGACCCCACAGACGCCAAGUUUGUGGAUGCUCUGCACACAGACAUAGAUUCGCUGGGAUUCAGAGAAACUCUGGGUCACAUUGAUUUCUAUGCCAAUGGAGGAACAGACCAGCCAGGCUGCCCAAAGACCAUCUUUUCUGGAGGAGCUUAUUUGAAAUGUGACCACCAGAGAUCAGUGUUUCUCUUCCUGGACUCGCUGAAUGGGACGUGUGCCUCCAGGGCCUACCCCUGCUCCUCAUAUAAAGACUUUCUGGAUGGGAAGUGCUUGAGCUGUGAGCGGUUUGGUACUGCAGGGUGUCCAAUCUUUGGUUACGACGUCACUAAGUGGAAGGACGUCCUGCUGAAACUGAAGCAAACUAAAGUAUAUUUCACAACUAAUACAGAAUCUCCAUUUUGCAUGACAAACUACAGAGUGGAUGUGAUGAUAUGGAACAAAGAAGUCCGAUGGGGAUACAUUACUGUUAAACUUCACGGUGAUGGGACAGAAGCAGUGGCAACCAUCGACCACAAAUCAUCAAAGUUCAAGACGUACACAGAGACCAAGCUGUUCGCCCACUUUGACAAAGACAUUCAAUCAGUAAAAAAGGUGUCUCUCAAAUUCUCCACCGGGAAUGUAUUCCAGCCAAAACGUAAACUCCGUAUCCUCAGAGUUCGUCUCACAAACCUGGAGCGCAAAGAAAGGCCUCUGUGCCGAUACGACGUCCUCUUGGAGGAGAACAAAGAGGUCACCUUCAGGCCUAUAGCCUGUGAAGAAUCCAACUUCUGAGAUAAUGUCUGACUCCGCACCCAACAUUUCACUGCUAAUGCUGACUCUACAAUUCCUCCAGGAGUGUACAACAUAAGAAGAAGGACUGCAAAAACGGAAAAUUAAACAGCAGCAACGUGUCAGCCAGACACAGACUGACUACUGUAUGGGAUUGUUUGUGAUCUGGAAAUGAAAUGUGUUAUGUCCUAAGAUGUAUAUGAGUUUGUAAGAGAAUAUAUAUGUAUAUACAUGUUUUUAAGGGAAAAAAAGAACCAAUAUCUGCAUUUCACUCAAAGGAUAAAACAAUAGAGAUGACUUUCAAUUAGCACAUUUCAAAAAUAGAAUCCAUCUUUGUGAUGGCAAGUUACUGAAUUAACUUCUGUUUGUCUCAGUAAUAUGAAUUCUGGCCUGAUCAGGAAACAUAUUCCAAAUCCCAAAGUUAUUUUUUCAUAGUUACAAAUUUCUCAGUGAGACUGAAAAAUCAAAUAUUAACAUUAUUAGAAAGCACAAUUCUGCUUUUGUGUUUCAGAAGAUAGUUUCUCAAUGUUUUACAUGUCAUAUGACUAUUUCCUUUGUAUUUAUUUGUAUAUACAGAAUUAUUUCUUAAUUGUUCAUAAAAAGUCGUGUAAACAAUGGCCAACAUUUUUAAUACAUUCACAAUGCAACCAAUACAUUUACAAACAAAUCAAACUGUUCCAUUUUUUUUACAAGAUAUAUGCAUCCUUAAGCAAAAUAAAAGCUUAAUAUUUAUUCCUCUGCAUCAUUCAAAAAUGAGAAUUCAGACUUACAGCCAUUAGAUCUUGUCUCAACUAUUUUUCUCUUCAUAGACAUUUUACCCAACAAGUGAUGUUAAAUAUGCCAUAGAGGUUAAAAAUCUACAGAAGUAAAGACAACACGUUAAAUGUAUAACAGAGCCAUGCCCGGCUCAUCUACAGAGACAGAGGACAGCUUGUUGCAGCCUCUCAACUUCACUUUGCUUCCACUGAGCUUCAUCUUUACACUUUCGGUAACGAUUCAGUAAAAACAUUCAGUCCUCUUGGUCAGAACAUUCAGCAGUCCAGCACAAAAGUAAACGAGAAUACCAUGUAAGAGAAAUACUUUUCCAAAAAUAAAAUUGAGGAUUUUUCACUGAAAAGGAGACAAAAUGAUUUUUAAACUUAGAAAAUAACAUUUAUCAUGUAAGUAUACAAAAAAUAUUUAUUGUCAUAUCAGAAUCUCUGGUUUUUGAUGGCGUCUUCUCAUUUAGACAUGUGCUUCUUCAUGCGUUGAAUUUCCAUCUGAAACAAAAAUCAAACGAUGAUAAAUAGCGAUUCUAAUAUUCUUUUUAUUUUAUCAUCCUUAGUUCCUUUACCUGUAAAGUUAAGCGGAUCCUUUUCUCCUCAUCAAGCUCAUUCAUCAGCAGUUUGAUUUCUUUACUGCAACACAAGAUGUUGUCAAAUUAGUGCAGUAAAGAACUGACAACUGAGGCACUGAUGUCAGGAUGAGAAUGUCAAAUGUCCUCUAGAUUGAGCAGUUCAAGAACAGGUAAAAGCAACAGAUGAAAAUAAGAGAUCAGGGCCUCAAAAUGUAUCAUUUCAGCUCAGUUUUUCUGCACAAAAUGGUAGGGAAAUAACGUCUGGAGACGUGUUAACUGUUGUGGAAUAGACAAUAAACCUGUGCAGAUGCCCAUAGCUCUGAGCUAAUGAGCCACUAAACAGAGAUUUUAAAAAAUAAAACCAUACUUGUGCUGACUCUUCAUCUGUUCAAACUGGUCCCUCAGAUCUCUCAGUUCUGUCUGCAGUUGUUCCAGGUUUGGUGGAGCGUGUUUGUCUGGGUUUCUGUUCGGCAGGUCGGAGUUGAGGCCUGGCAGCAGGGUUGGAUGUAAUACAGCAGAGAGAGCCUUCGGCAGCAGGGAGGAGAAAGACUGUGACGGCACACUUUUGGAUUCUGCUGCCUGUGGGAAAAAAUGGCCAGGAUUUGGAAAUAGUGAUUUACUCCCACUACUACCUCGUGGAGAGAGUGUGUAACAUUUAUUUAUUCUCUUACACUUAUAGGCAGGGCGUUCUGACUUGUUUCCUGAUUACUUUGUUGUGGUGUUGAAGAAUUCAGCUCUUCA
Amphiprion ocellaris (clown anemonefish) is the source of this 3626-nucleotide messenger RNA. RefSeq names its product lipase, member Ia (gene lipia). The transcript has 11 exons. The record is from RefSeq and is a predicted model, not a curated record. Bases 188 to 1552 code for a protein of 454 amino acids. Gene Ontology annotation, molecular function: carboxylic ester hydrolase activity; lipase activity. Gene Ontology annotation, biological process: lipid metabolic process. NCBI's taxonomy places the organism in Eukaryota, Metazoa, Chordata, Actinopteri, Pomacentridae.